Protopolystoma xenopodis is the source of this 681-nucleotide messenger RNA. The record is from the annotation of a GenBank genome assembly. NCBI's taxonomy places the organism in Eukaryota, Metazoa, Platyhelminthes, Monogenea, Polystomatidea, Polystomatidae.
UUGACCAGGAAAGAUAUUGCAUUUUCUGAAAAUUUACAGUUAACUAUAUCUGACGAUGGACAGCCCGUUCUAUCCCAGACUGAAAAGCUUCAUUUUCACUCUGAUUUGGUACCUGCAUCAAAUUCGCCCAGCGACAAAUUCAGCCUUGGGGCCACAACCUCUUCCGGCCUUCGCAUAAAGCUGUCCGGCUGGUCCGACACUAAUAUAACACCUGAGGCCCAAAAGAGAACGUCACGUCUGAUAAUGUUCACCGGACAGCAUCUUUUCUCCAUUCAGCCGGCCCGAGAUUGUUAUGAACAGAACAUAGAAUUAGUGGGCAUUUCUGGUGAUCAUAUAAAACAGAAUUUCAACUAUGAUUCAGCUGAGAAUGUCUGCGCCUCGAAUGAUAAAAAUGGGCACCAUUUUUCAAAGCAUAAUGGCAGCGAAUCCGCUGUGACAAGUAGAAGAUUGUCUUUUUCAGAAAGUGAAUGUAUGUUUUGUCAACAAGUGUAUGCAUCCUCGCAACAAGCUGUUGUUUCGGGAUUGCCCAACGCGAAUCGAUCGGCUGAGACCUGGAGAACCCUAAUCGGGGAAAAGAAGGAUCAAAAUCCAGGAGAGACUGACAUUCCUGUCCGAGCCAGAGUUGUCAGAGAGAUUCUUCCAGGACAACGCCUACUGCUCUGGUUUUCGCAGCGGCUUUCU